Molecule: messenger RNA, 2154 nt
Organism: Anopheles stephensi (Asian malaria mosquito)
Lineage: Eukaryota; Metazoa; Arthropoda; Insecta; Diptera; Culicidae
Product: nucleolar protein 9
Exons: 1
Coding region: 158-2062 (634 amino acids)
Biological process (GO): endonucleolytic cleavage to generate mature 5'-end of SSU-rRNA from (SSU-rRNA, 5.8S rRNA, LSU-rRNA); ribosomal small subunit export from nucleus; endonucleolytic cleavage in 5'-ETS of tricistronic rRNA transcript (SSU-rRNA, 5.8S rRNA, LSU-rRNA)
Cellular component (GO): 90S preribosome; preribosome, small subunit precursor; nucleolus
Molecular function (GO): RNA binding
Source: RefSeq, a predicted model, not a curated record
UGUGUGUUGUUUAUAAUUAUUUUCGGUACGCAUGUGUAUUUGCUCGUCCGUAAACAAGCACGUUUACCGGCCAAAACGUGCACGAUUUUUACGUUUACAGCUGCUUGUAGCAAAAUAAUAGCGAAAUCAUUCAUAAGGUUCAGCCCGAUACACAACCAUGUACGAUUCGAACAGUAAACCAAACGCGAACCGUGGUAAAAAAUGGAACCGCAGCAAAUUUGUGCAGAAAAUGAAACGACACGGCCAACGCGGAGUCCAGCUGGAGCUGGACGAGUACAAGUACUUAUCCGCAAUACUGGACAACAUAACGCGCGACAAGGAAACCGAGGAGCGGCAGCUGAUGGCAAGCAACGUGAUGGGUCAGCUGAAGGGGAAAGAAAUCCGGACCGCGAUGAAUCUGGUCGGAAGCCGGGUGCUGGAAAAUCUGCUCGUGUACACCGAUGAAGAAACGUUCGCACCGCUGAUGGAUCUGUUUGCGGAAAACUUUCGCGUGUUUUGUGGCGACACAUUUGCAUCGCACGUGCUGCAGCGAGUGUUGAGCAUUGCGUUGCUACGAGCGGUUGCACCACUGCAAAUAAAGCAGGAACCAGAUACGGCGGAAGAUGAACAUGCCAGGAAGAAACAGAAGGCUGGUGGUGGUGGUGAGGGUUGGACCGAGAAAUGCAUAUGGCCGGGUGUGGAGUACUGUUUGCAGGAAGAGUACAGCGAACAGCAUCGGCAGCAGUGUCGCAAGUUUGUCGAGCGAAUGACCAAAUUUCUGAUGAACAAUCUGGAGGAGUUCGUUUCGGACUGCAAUGCCAGCCACGCGAUCAGGCAGGUUAUACUGCAUUUGGCCGGUAUUACGGAGAAGAAGGCGGUCGAAGGAAGCGAAUCGAAGCACCUGAUCGUACCGGAAGAGUGGCAAAAGUUGCUGCACGAGUUCGGGGAGCGUAUAUUAGCUUGGCCACAGUUUGUCGAUCUCGCGAGCACGGAAGUGACGGCGGUGUUGCUGCAGGACUUGCUGCGAGCCGUUGCGAUAACGAACGAUGAAUUUCACCUCAAGCAAUUCCUAUCCAAGCUCUACAAGGAAGUGUUUCGUCCCAACAAAAAGGAAACGAAAUACGAUCCAGAUUCGGAAACACAGCCGGACACAUCAAACCUACCGCCAUUGUUCACAAACUCAAGCAUGCUACGAGUGCUGGAGAUGUGCGUCGCCGUAGCUCCGGCGGAGUUUAUAAAGAAUAAACUUUACGCCAAGCUGUUCCGUAAUCACGUGAAACAGCUGGCCGUAUCGAAGACGGGUAACUUUGCCGUACAGAAACUGAUUGAUCACACCACCGAAAAGGACCUGAUGGAUCUGAUCUUCGCCGAGCUCGAGGACAGCCUGGAACAGCUACUUUCCAUGCGACACACUGGGGUGCUACUAGCGAUGGCCCGUGCAUGCGGUCGACUCAGCUGCCAGCAAGGAAAGUUCGUAAAGCUCCUGCUCGACGCCCUGCACUGCGGUGAAUCUACGCCGGAAAAAAUGAUUAUGGCCGUCCUUUGUCUACUUCCGGCCGAUGGAACAAAUGCUCCCGCCGAUUCACCCAACAUUCUCCUGCACGGUUCCCUCAUCCUACAGGCCAUCCUGUACUAUACCAAACCGAUUAAAUUCGUUACCGCGCUGCUCGGCAUGCCGAACGAUCGUUUGGCCGAAAUAUUUCUCGAUCAACGCGGUUCGUUCGUCGCGAACGCAUUCAUCGAGUCAAAGUUUGUGGGAGAAAAAUCGCGCGAAAAGAUGGUACGGCAUCUGGAGGGUCAGUACUCGCGGUUUGCGCUCAACAUUUACGGCUCGCGUGUCGUUCAGAUCAUGUUCGAAGCGGGCAGUCCGGAGCAGCGGGAAAACAUUGUGCACGAGCUGGCCGAAGAGUGUUUGGCGCAGCUCAACAACAAGGUUUGGAGUGCGAAGAUUAACAAGCAGCUGUUGGUCGAGACGUACAAGAACAAUCCGGCCCAGUGGAGAGUGUUGAUCAAGCGGGAUGUUAAGGUGACGCAGAUGUUCAACAAACUAGUGGAUGGGAAGAAGAGGAAAUUAGAGAGCUAAGCGGUUUCAGUAACAGAAGGAUGAUUGUUACAAGAAUCAUUGUAAAAAAUAAAUUCGAUCGUUACACAGACUAAACAAGGCGUUUGAAAAAG